Colletotrichum phormii is the source of this 1389-nucleotide messenger RNA. Its product is annotated as riboflavin transporter MCH5. The record is from RefSeq and is a predicted model, not a curated record. Gene Ontology annotation, cellular component: membrane. The coding region runs from base 1 to 1389 and encodes 462 amino acids. Gene Ontology annotation, molecular function: transmembrane transporter activity. The transcript is spliced from 3 exons. Gene Ontology annotation, biological process: transmembrane transport. Lineage: Eukaryota; Fungi; Ascomycota; Sordariomycetes; Glomerellales; Glomerellaceae.
AUGGCUCGGACUGGCACGUUCCUCCCGAGUAGCUGCCAAGCUGCAGGAAUGGAGCCCACAUGCUGCGAAGUUUUCCAAAGGUUCAUGUACGCCUCACGGUCGCGCGCUGAGUCGGAGAAGAGCAAGUCGACACCAUCAACAGACCAAGGAAGACCAGGAGAGCAGGAAAAACAAGAGGAGGUCACUCAUUCGGCCGAAGAUGACUUCCCGGAAGGCGGCACGCGAGCAUGGCUCGUGGCGGCCGGCACCGCGGCCAUCCUGUUCUGCUCGCUGGGGUACACCAACUCGUUUGGUGUCUUCCAGGCGUACUACGCGCGACAUCAGCUUUCGGACCAUACGCCAGACGACAUAUCGUGGAUCGGAUCAAUACAGGCAUUCUUGGUAUUCGCUUCUGGAGCGAUCGGAGGACCAAUAUUUGAUCGCUACGGCGCAUGGGUCAUUCGUCCCGCCGCGAUAGUGUACAUCUUCUCAGUCAUGAUGACGAGCUUAUGUAACGAAUACUGGCAGUUCAUGCUCGCCCAGGGUGUGCUCAGUGGCAUAUCAAAUGGGUUGAUCAUGUUCCCGGCAAUGGCCGCCACGCCUCAAUACUUCAAGAGGAGAAGAGGAGCAGCCAUGGGCCUCGCCAUCGCCGGCUCUUCGCUGGGUGCAGUCGUGUUUCCUAUCGUGCUCUCAGAGCUGCUGGACAGGCUGGGAUUCGGGUGGGCCGUUCGCAUCUGCGGGUUCAUCAUGAUGCCGUUCCUCUUAUUCUCGUCCGUCGCCGUCAGGGCCCGUCUUCCCCCGCGACGGAGCCAAUUUUUCAUCUGGAAGGCUUUCCGACAGCCGCUGUUCAUGUGCCUCACUGGUGGCGUAUGCCUCAUGUUUGUGGGCAUGUUUAUUCCCUUCUUUUACUUGCCGACAUUCGGUAUCGAUCAUGGCUUGAGCCCGUCAUUGGCGUCUUACUUGGUGGCCGUCAUCAAUGGCGCCUCGAUCCCUGGCCGCAUCAUCCCAGGCGUCCUGGGCGACAAAUUCGGUCGCAUCAACAUCCUGUUCACUGCGGGAUUGUUGACUGCCAUUUCGAUUCUCUGCUGGCCCAAGGCGGUGACCGAGGCUGGAAUCAUCGGCUUUGCCGCAGCGUAUGGUCUCACCUCUGGCGCCAUCAUCUCAGGAGGGUCCGUGGUUUUCACCCUCUGCCCAAAGACACCAAAGGAUAUCGGAACCUACAUGGGAAUGGGUAUCGCAUUCGCAUCAAUGGCUGUAUUGAUCGGGCCGCCGGUCAGCGGCGCGUUGCUCAAUCGGUACCACGGUUAUGACCAGAUUUCCAUCUUUGGCGGCGUCGUUUGCAUGGUCGGGGCGGUUCUAACACUUUGCGCCAAGCUGUUUACGACGGAGGGUCUUUUAGGAUUUGUCUGA